AGUGCUCACUAACACUGGGACCUUCAAAGCAUUUAGAGCACACAUGUGAAGCUCUCAUCUGCUUAACUGGUGAGGUGGGCUACUGCAUGUGACAGGGGGAGAGGUGAGAGAAAAAAGAAGAGGAAAAUGUGAGUGGCAAAAAGUGUUGAUGGUUAAAGAAAAAGGGGAAGCUGGAAAGUGUGAGGCAGAAAAAGUGAGUGUCACAGAUGAACAGAUAGAAGAGGAGGUUGAGUUUCCAGGAGCUGAGCGAAGAGGAGAAGGCUUUAUCUGUACUUUACACGACACUUGGACUGGACUCACAAACAGCCCGGUGCCAUGUGUUUGUAUGACACUGACUUGAUACACUGACUUACAGGAGGAGAAAGAGCACUAGGAGUUCUCAGGAGAGAAGGAAGAAAAAGCAUGUUGAAUUGUUUGAGCUGAAGGAGGGACACUGAGCUUUACCUGGAGCUGCUUGCAGCCUGAUCACUAUGAGGGAGCAGAGCUUUUGCUUUACACAGUGGAGGAAUAUCAGUAUCAGAACAACCCAGAAUGCUGAGGGCCUGACAAAGGCCUACUGGACUUGACAACCUCAAAAAAAGAGAAGCCGGAUGGACGAUAGAGGACAUAAGGAAGACGAUUAGAUAGAGGAAAGUAAGGCUAGAGGCAAAGGGUGAGAAAUCAGAUUUGAAUGGGAAGUCAAGCCUGAGAGUGAAGGUAGGCAGAGAUGAAAUAAGAAACUCUACUAUCAGAAAUAUAAGCGGCAGGUAGGACAGAGGAAGACACAGGUCCAGCAGACUAGCAGUCAAGGCUGAUCCAGAGGAUAGGCGCUGUCAGGGUUUGGAGCUCAGUAGAUUCAUUAGUAGUCACAAUGUUCAUGAACUUCCGUCGUAUUCGCAAGUGCCAGUGCAUGCAGCUGCUGACCACAGGCCUGGUGCUGUGUAUAGUGAUGGUCUGCUGGGAGGAGCUGGACCAUCAUGUUGUCAGCCACAUGAGAUCGUACACGUACCGCUACCUGGUCAACCGCUACGACUUUCUCAAUUCUUCCUUCGCCAUCACCUCCAACCCUCACCACAAAAAGGAUGCUUCUAAUGGUGCAGACGGUGGUUUACGGAACUAUCCAUACCUCAUCAACCACCCGGAUAAAUGUGGUGGAGAAGGGAAAAGCCGGGAUGAUGUCCUUCUGCUUCUGUUUGUAAAAUCAUCACCAGAGAACUUUGAGCGCCGGCAGGCCAUCAGGGACACAUGGGGGAAUGAGAGCUUUGUUUGGUCAGAGCUGCGGGCAAAUGUGAGGAUGGUGUUUGCCCUUGGCGUGCACCCGGAUGUCCAGAAGAGAUCCAGGGUGCAGAGCGCACUGCUGCACGAGGACAAGGUCUAUGGAGACCUGAUCCAGAAGAACUUUUUAGAUACUUUCCACAACCUGACUGCCAAACUGAUACUGCAGUUCCACUGGGGCCAUGAGUACUGCCCUCAGGCACACUUCUUCAUGUCUGCUGAUGACGACAUCUUCGUCCACAUGCCCAAUUUGGUGAAGUACCUACAGCAGCUCCUGAGUAAACAAUCUGGGGCUAAAGACCUGUGGGUGGGGCAUGUGCAUAGAGGAGCCCCUCCAGUUCGCCGUAAAGACAGCAAAUACCAUGUUCCCUAUGAUUUGUACCCCUGGCCUUCCUACCCAGAUUACACUGCUGGGGCGGGGUACGUAGUUUCAGGGGAUGUGGCCGCCAAGAUCUACCAUGCUACUCUGAUGCUGAACUCCUCCAUGUAUAUCGAUGAUGUCUUUAUGGGAAUCUGUGCCAAGGCCAUGGGCGUCUCUCCCCAGGAGCAUGUGUAUUUUUCAGGGGAGGGCAAAGCUCCAUACCACCCAUGCAUCUAUUACCACAUGAUGACAUCGCACGGUCACGCCAUGGAUGUGCGCUUACUAUGGCAGGCAGCAACAGACCCUUCAGUGUACAACAACUCCAGAGGGUUUAUGGGUAAUCUGUACUGCACAGCAAUGAGAGUGAUGCUGCUGUGUCUGCCAUUUUACCAGAACACUUACUCCUGUAUGGCUGCGUUUGCCUAAAUGGUCUUAAGAUGACACACAGACUGCUGAAUGCUAAAUGUACCACACAAACAAAUGAAGGUACCUCACAUGAAGUCUGCCAUGUUUUUGCUCUGUUUCCAAUAUAUAUGCAAAUAUUUCACUGUUUGCUGGCUAAACCAUGUAUUUGCUCUCAUGUAAUAAAGACCAAAGCUGUUCU
This is a messenger RNA of Plectropomus leopardus (leopard coralgrouper), 2219 nucleotides long. Its product is annotated as lactosylceramide 1,3-N-acetyl-beta-D-glucosaminyltransferase A. Lineage: Eukaryota; Metazoa; Chordata; Actinopteri; Perciformes; Serranidae. Gene Ontology annotation, molecular function: N-acetyllactosaminide beta-1,3-N-acetylglucosaminyltransferase activity. Gene Ontology annotation, biological process: protein O-linked glycosylation. The record is from RefSeq and is a predicted model, not a curated record. Gene Ontology annotation, cellular component: Golgi membrane.